Chrysochloris asiatica (Cape golden mole) is the source of this 6240-nucleotide messenger RNA. It is a transcript of the gene ANKRD12, whose product is annotated as ankyrin repeat domain 12. The record is from RefSeq and is a predicted model, not a curated record. The transcript is spliced from 12 exons. Lineage: Eukaryota; Metazoa; Chordata; Mammalia; Afrosoricida; Chrysochloridae. Bases 49 to 6240 code for a protein of 2063 amino acids. Gene Ontology annotation, molecular function: protein binding. Gene Ontology annotation, cellular component: nucleoplasm.
AUCCAGGAUGAGAAGAUUGAUAAAAGAAGCUAGCUGAGCAGCUGUAAGAUGCCCAAAUCUGGGUUCACAAAACCAGUUCAGAGUGAAAAUUCUGACAGUGACAGCAAUAUGGUAGAGAAACCAUGUGGAAAAAAGAGUAAAGACAAGAUUGCAUCCUAUAGCAAAACACCAAAAAUUGAUCGAAGUGAUGUGGGAAAGGAGAUGAAAGAGAAAUCAUCCAUGAAACGUAAACUUCCCUUUACUAUUAGCCCAUCAAGAAAUGAAGAACAAGAUUCAGACACAGAUUCAGAUCCAGGACAUACAAGUGAAAAUUGGGGGGAGAGACUUAUAUCUUCUUACAGGACAUAUUCAGAGAAAGAAGGUCCAGAAAAGAAGAAGACAAAAAAGGAAGCUGGAAAUAAGAAAUCCACACCAGUUAGCAUUCUUUUUGGUUAUCCACUCUCUGAGAGAAAGCAGAUGGCACUUCUUAUGCAGAUGACAGCAAGAGACAACAGUCCAGAUUCUACACCAAAUCAUCCGUCACAAACAACACCAACCCCCAAAAAAACUGCUAGUUCCUCAUCUCGACAAAAAGAUAAAGUUAAUAAAAGAAAUGAGCGUGGUGAAACUCCUUUACACAUGGCAGCUAUUCGAGGAGAUGUGAAACAAGUUAAAGAAUUAAUAAGUUUAGGGGCAAAUGUGAAUGUGAAAGAUUUUGCAGGUUGGACACCACUGCAUGAAGCUUGCAAUGUUGGGUAUUAUGAUGUUGCUAAGAUACUUAUAGCAGCUGGAGCAGAUGUUAACACACAAGGAUUAGAUGAUGAUACUCCACUUCAUGAUUCUGCUAGUAGUGGGCACAGAGAUAUAGUGAAACUAUUACUUCGUCAUGGUGGAAACCCAUUUCAAGCUAAUAAGCACGGGGAGCGUCCAGUGGAUGUAGCAGAAACAGAGGAGUUGGAAUUGCUGCUCAAAAGAGAGGUGCCUUUAUCAGAUGAUGAGGAGAGCUACACAGAUUCCGAAGAGGCUCAAUCUAUAAAUCCUUCCAGUGUUGAUGAAAAUAUUGACUCUGAAACAGAGAAAGACUCUCUCAUCGGUGAAAGCAAACAAAUAAUUUCCAAUAAAGCACCUCUUCCAUCUGCCCUUGAUGAGUAUGAGUUCAAAGAUGAUGAUGAUGAAGAAAUAGAUAAAAUGAUUGAUCAUAGGCAUAUUCUUAGGAAAGAACUACGAAAAGAGAAUGAAUCUGAAAUAGAAAAAAAUCAUUUAUUUACAAAACAGGAAAAAACUUUCUAUCCUAAAUCAUUUAAAAAUAAGAAACAAAAGUCAUCUAGAGUUUUAUAUUCAAGUUCUGAAAGUUCAGAUGAAGAAGUUCUUCAAAUUAAAAAGAUUUCUACUCCAUGUUCUGGCCCUGAAACAUCAAAUUCUGACAUACAAGCCAAAAAGGAAUACAUGGCAUCAAAUGAGCACAAACAGAAAGGCAAAGUUAAAAGAAAAUUAAAGAACCAGAACAAAAACAAAGAGAAUCAAGAGCUGAAGCAAGAAAAAGAUGGGAAAGAAAACACCAGAGUAACAAACUUGACAGUUAAUUCUGCAUUAGAUUGUUCAGAGAAGACCAGAGAGGAAGGGAAUUUUAGGAAAUCAUUUAGCCCAAAAGAUGACAGUUCAUUGCAUUUAUUUCAUAUUUCCACUGGUAAAUCUCCUAAACAUUCUUGUGGACUAAGUGAAAAGCAGUCAACACCACAAAAACAAGAUCAUACUAAAAUAUGUUUAUCGCCAGGAAGUUCUGAAAUGUCAUUACAGUCUGACCUUGUUCGCUAUGACAAUACAGACUCUGAAUUCUUGCCAGAAAGCUCAAGUGUAAAAUCAUGUAAGCAUAAGGAAAAGAGCAAAAAUCAGAAAGAUUUCCACUUAGAAUUUGGUGAAAAGUCAAGCACCAAAAUAAAGGAAGAAGAUCAAAGUCCAACAUUUGAUCAUUCAGACUGCACACUGAAAAAGAUGGAUAAAGAAGGUAAAACAUUUAAAAAGCACAAACUGAAACAUAAAGAAAGAGAAAAAGAAAAGCAUAGAAAAGAAACAGAUGGUGAAAAGGAAAAAUACAGAAAUAAGGAUGGUGCUAAAGAGCUGCAGAGGAAUGUGGAAUUUGAUAGAGAAUUUUGGAAAGAAAAUUUUUUUAAAAGUGAUGAAACUGAGGAUCUGUUUUUAAAUAUGGAACAUGAGAACCUAACCUUAGAAAAAAAAUUAAAGUUGGAGAAAACCAUAAAAGAUGAUAGAUCAGCCAAAGAAAAGCAGAUCUCAAAAGAAAAGAUUUUUAAAGAAGAACGGGAAAAGAUUAAAAAAGAGAGUGAGAAAUCUUUUAGGGAAGAAAAAAUAAAAGAUUUAAAAGAAGAAAGAGAGAAUAUAGCCACAGAAAAAGAAACAGAAUCAAGUACUUUGGAUAUAAGUGCCAAAGAGGAACUUAUGGGAUUAUGUUCAGUAGAAAAGGAAAUAGAUAUUGAAAAACAAGAAAAGUAUAUAAAGGAAAGUAAGGAAAAAUCUGAGAAACGAUUUCAAACUAAAGAAAAGGACACUGAGAAGACAGAUAGAAAAAAUUCUGAAAAAGAGAAGAAAAUAAAACAUGAUCAUAAGUCAGAGAAAGAGAAAUUAGAUCUUAGUGAAUGUGCAGAUAGAAUAAAAGACAAGGACAAACUAUAUUCACAUCACACAGAAAAAUGUUAUAAAGAAGGUGAGAAGAUAAAAAAUAUUACUACCAUUAAAAAAACUGAUGACAGAAAGAAAAGUAGAGAAAAGCUGGAUAGAAAACAUGAGAAAGAAAAACCUUUUGAAAAAGAGAGGCACCCAGUGGAAAGCAAAGAAAAGUACUUGAUUGAGAAAAAAAAUAGACAGUCAGAUAUUAAUGAAUACAUUAAAUCAGAAAAAGGUAAAAAUAAAGAAAAAGACAAGGAGACAGAUAAGAGGGAAAAAUCUAGAGAUAAAGAAAGUAUAAAUAUAAGUAACUAUAAACAUUUACAGGAAGAUAAAAGGUCAGGUAUAGCAGACAGUAGUAAAGCACAACAUGAAAAAUCCAUAUCCCUUAAAGAAAAAACAAAAGAUGACCCUCUGAAGACUCCAGAUGGAAAAGAAAAAGAUAAAAAAGAUAUAGACAGAUACAAAGAAAGAGACAAACAUAAGGAUAAAAUUCAAAUGAAUAGUUUACUCAAACUAAAAUCUGAAAUAGAUAAGUCUAAACCGAAGUCAUUAGUGCCAUCAAAAGAUUCUAGACCUAAAGAAAAGAGAUUAGUCAAUGAUGAUUUAAUGCAAACAAGCUUUGAACGAAUGUUAAGCCUUAAAGACCUAGAAAUAGAACAGUGGCACAAGAAACAUAAGGAAAAAAUUAAGCAAAAAGAAAAGGAACGGUUGAGAAAUCGUAAUUGUUUAGAACUUAAAGUAAAAGAUAAAGAAAAAACAAAGCAUGCACUAGCUGAAUCCAAAAAUAAAGAAUUAACUAGGUCAAAGAGUUCAGAGCUAACUGAUACUUAUACUAAGGAGAAACAAUCUAAAGAUACUGUAAGUAACAGAUCACAGUCUCUCGACACCAAAAAUACAGGGAAAUCAACUUCUGUUUCAGACACUAGCUUAAAUCGGUCUCCUAGAUCAGAAAGUGAAAAACCAGGUCUCAGCUCCAGAUCUGUAUCCAUGAUUUCAGUUGCUAGCUCAGAAGAUUCCUGCCACACUACAGUGACGACCCCAAGGCCUCCAGUUGAGUAUGACUCUGACUUUAUGGUAGAGGGUUCAGAUUCCCAAAUGUCCUUUUCCCAGUCACCAUUUUUGUCAAUUGCCAAAUCUCCUGCCCUUCAUGAAAGAGAAUUGGAUAACCUGGCUGAACUGUCGGAGCGGAUUAAACCAACAUAUGCAAACAGACUUCCAACAUCCCAUCUCAGGUCAUCUUCUAUAGAAGAUACUAAACUAAUUAUACAUGAGGGUAGACCUACUGUAGAAGUUCGAAGAUGUAGCAUCCCAUCUGUCAUUUAUGAACAUGCAAAGCAAUUCCAAACAAUAUCAGAAGAAAGUAAUCAAGGUACUUUACUAUCUAUGCCAAAAGACAUUUGCCCUUCUCCCAAACCUGAGGUAUCUUCAAAUGUGCCUGAAAGAGAUCUUUCAAGUGUGUCCAAUAUACAUUCCAGUUUUGCAAUUUCUCCAACUAGAACUUUAAACAGCAAAUAUAGUUCAGCUGAUACAAAUGUUAUCAAAACUACUACCCCAAUAUGCAAUUUAAUAGAAAACCCUGUGCAUUUAGAGCCACCUAACCAGGUUGGUGUAAUCCAAAAUAAAUCAUGGGAGAUACCUGUUGACAGACUAGAGUCGUUAAACACCAAUGACUUUAUGUACUCAAAUUCUAGUACACUUGUUCAAGAUUCCUCUAGUCAGGAUUUCUGUCCUUCUGAAAACAAAAUAUUGAAAGAAGAGAAUUCUGGUUUUGCAUCUCUGCUCCAGAUUGAACUGCCAGGAAAUUCUUGUGUUCAGGAUCCAGCAUCCUUUAUGCCUUCACAACCACCUUGCUCUUUCCACAGCCAGUCACUUUCAGAUACUGAACCGACUUCUAAACAUACAUCUUUGUCAUAUGCUGCCAAUCAAGAACCAGGUGUUUUACAAUUGAAAAAUUCAGUUCAAAUUAUCAGUUCUGUUUUAGAUACUGAUAAUGAAUCUAUAAAAGAUAUGGAAAAUACUUUUGUCCCAGCAGAUGUCCCAAAGAUGGAUGCGUUUGUCUCAGUGUAUUCUGAAAACACCAUUCCAGAAGCAUCACUAACCUUUGAGAAAGGUAAUACUUUGCCUGUGUUACCAGAAAAGGACUACAAUGAAAAUGAUGAGUCUUCCCAGCUAAAUGUACAUUAUUCAUUUAGCAAACUGAUAAAGUCUUCCAGAAGCCUUGAGGUUGAACAUAGCACAACUGAUAUUCAGGAUAUUUCACAUGACAAAGGAAAUAAGCUAGAGAGUUUCAUUUUAACUAAUUUGAAUGAUAAGAGUGGUUCUGAUUUAUGUGAAAUGAAUGCCUCUGCAUUUGGUAUCUCUAUGCCAAAAGAAAACCUAAAUGAACAAGAUAUUCCAAAGCAUUGUCCUGAAAGUGAAAAGUGUUUAUUUUCUAUUGAAGAUGAGGAAUCUGAACAAAGCAUUUUAACAAACCUAGAAAACCAUUCACAACAAUCAAUUCCGGCAGAAAUCCAUAAAUAUAGUCAAUUUGUUAAAAUAGAAAUAGAAGAAAACACUGAAGAUGAUAAAACUGAAAAUCAGAUUCCUCAAAGGGUAACUAGAAACAAAACAACUACAAUGACAAGUCAAAGCAAACAGUUUCUUGCUGGCUGUACACUGUUGUCAGAAAAAGACAAUGAAUCUUCAUCUCCUAGAGGAAGAAUAAGAUUAACUGAAGAAGAUGAUCCUCAAGUUCAUCAUCCACGGAAAAGGAAAGUGUCUCGUGUUCCUCAACCUGUCCAAGUGAAUCCCUGUUUACUACAAGCUAAAGAGAAAACUCAGCAAUCUCUGGCAGCCAUCGUAGAUUCUUUGAAACUAGAUGAGAUUCAGCCAUACAGUUCAGAGAGAGCAAAUCCAUAUUUUGAAUACUUGCACAUAAGGAAAAAAAUUGAAGAAAGGCGUAAAUUAUUGUGCAGUGUUAUUCCUCAAGCACCUCAGUAUUAUGAUGAAUAUGUGACAUUUAAUGGAUCUUAUCUCCUGGAUGGCAAUCCCUUAAGCAAGAUUUGUAUUCCCACAAUUACACCACCACCUUCCCUGUCAGAUCCACUUAAAGAGCUGUUUCGGCAACAGGAAGUUGUAAGGAUGAAACUACGUUUGCAACACAGUAUUGAAAGGGAAAAACUCAUUGUAUCCAAUGAGCAGGAAGUUCUCCGAGUGCACUAUAGAGCAGCCAGAACAUUGGCAAAUCAAACACUGCCAUUUAGUGCUUGUACUGUUUUGCUGGAUGCAGAAGUAUACAAUGUUCCACUGGACUCUCAGUCUGAUGACAGUAAGACUUCAGUGAGGGAUCGCUUUAAUGCAAGACAGUUUAUGUCUUGGUUACAAGAUGUAGAUGAUAAAUUUGAUAAAUUAAAGACUUGUCUUUUAAUGAGGCAACAACAUGAAGCUGCGGCCUUAAAUGCAGUUCAGAGAUUAGAAUGGCAGCUCAAACUCCAGGAACUGGAUCCUGCUACCUACAAAUCCAUCAGCAUUUAUGAAAUCCAGGAGUUUUAUGUUCCCCUUGUAGAUGUUAAUGAUGACUUUGAAUUGACUCCUAUAUAA